GCGCUGAACCACAUUAGCACCUCCGUCACUCUAAGUCACUGGAGGUGUCUCUAUGUGCUGCAAAUGAAGGGUCGACGCUCUGAGGGACGCUGUCGGGAGGCUGCUGAACUUAUCUCAUUGACAUUUUAGAUUAUCACUCUGUAGGACUCCACAGCCUCUUCUGCCUGCACUGCUCUCUGGCGCUGAUACAGGAUUAAGAUAGCGCUUUAAGGAAGGAAGCGACCUCGUGGCCUCUUCCGUCAGCAGCAUGAUGAUGGUGAGCGACGACUGCCUGGUGGAGUGCAAGAUCGACGACAGCGACGAGGACGACGGGCAGCAGAUGAACACUCCUCCUCCUCCUCCAGAGUUUGCGUCCAAAGCUCCGACUCCGGCUCCCAAAGCUCCGACGCCGACGCCGCCUCCAGUGGCUCCUCCCACACCUGAAUCCAGCCCACCUGUCAGCAGGGACCCCAACAACAUCAACCAGCACCUAAAGGUGGAGGUCAGUGACGUUCUGGCAGAACCCGCCUCGCCUCACAGCAUCGACCGAGUGUGGAUUUACAGCGUCACCGGCUUCGAGAAGACUCGUAUCUGGUCGUACCGAUGCCUCUCCUUGCUGUUCGCCGUUCCCUUCGCUUUCCUGUGCGGCGUCUUCGUGGCCGUCCUCGCCUGCCUGCAUGUCUGGUUUCUGGUUCCCUGCGUCCAGCUGAGCAACACCUUCCUCCCCUGCCUUCGCUCGUUGUGUUUUUGUGCCGUGAACGUUUUCAUCUCUCCGUUCUGCUCGUCUCUCGCUCUCUGCUGCAGCCAAAUCGCCGUUUCGCUGUCGACCAAGGACUGGAGUCAGAUGAGAGACAAAGACGCUGUAUGAAUGAGUGAGCCGGUGUGACUGACUGAGUGAGAAAAGAGGAUUAUGUGGACAAUUGCAUGUCUUUUUGUUUUAGUUUUUCUUUUUUAUGUAACUCUGCAACCUGCUAAUCUCGUCUUAUUUGAUAUGAUUUCCACAUGUAAAGCCAGUUUGUAUUUUUUAAUUUGUACCAUUAUUGUCUAUAAUAAUACAAAUAUGAUGAUAUUAUGAUAUAUAUAGUGAUGAAUAUUGUUGUAAAUCCUGUUGAUUUUAGACUCACUUCAGUUGUAUUUGUAAGAAAAUUGUAUCCAGUUGUAUAAAUAAAGGAAGUUUCUCAAACAU
Messenger RNA from Stegastes partitus (bicolor damselfish), 1165 nucleotides. It is a transcript of the gene cav4b, whose product is annotated as caveolin 4b. Gene Ontology annotation, molecular function: molecular adaptor activity. Gene Ontology annotation, biological process: cell differentiation; regulation of cytosolic calcium ion concentration; caveola assembly. The record is from RefSeq and is a predicted model, not a curated record. The transcript is spliced from 4 exons. Gene Ontology annotation, cellular component: sarcolemma; caveola; focal adhesion. Bases 248 to 847 code for a protein of 199 amino acids. NCBI's taxonomy places the organism in Eukaryota, Metazoa, Chordata, Actinopteri, Pomacentridae.